Molecule: messenger RNA, 795 nt
Organism: Miscanthus lutarioriparius
Lineage: Eukaryota; Viridiplantae; Streptophyta; Magnoliopsida; Poales; Poaceae
Source: the annotation of a GenBank genome assembly
AUGAAGCCCGUCCUCGACUCCAAGCCGCCGCCUGCUCCUGUUCCUGCUCUCAAGAAGAAGAAGAACAAGACCAAGAAGAAGAAGAAGCAAGAGCAACCAGCAGCUGCUCAACCGCAGCAGGAGCAGAAGCCGACGAUGACGGCGCCGCCCGUGGUGCCUGCUGCCACGGACGGCGACGUUGCUGGCAAGAAGGCGCCGCCGCUGUUGCUCGGCGACCUACAAGACAUCAGCAGCAGCAAGCCCGCGCCGCCAGAGCUCGCGGGGCGUCGCGUCGUGAAGGACAACCCGUUCCUCAUGCGCGACCGCGAGAGCAAGGGCGCCGGCGACGGCGACGGCACCACCGCGCCGCCGCGGUGGAAGAAGCGGGACCCCGCGCGCGGGAGGCGGUGGAGGCGUGCGCGGCGGCGGCGGGCGUGGCGGGCCGUGGACGAGCGCGACGUGUCGCUGCACGGGGAGUACCUCCGCGAGCUGCGGGAGCUGGCUGGCGAGGGCGCGCCGCCGCCACGGCUCUUCGUGAUGGGCCGAUACGUGGGCGGCGCCGAGGAGUGCGCCAGGCUGGCCGAGUCAGGGAAGCUGCGGGAGAUGAUGCGGUGGGCCAAGGCCCGUGGCGAGGCGUGCGCGGCCAAGGACGGCCGCGGCUGCGAGGGCUGUGGCGGCGCACGGUUCGUGCCGUGCUGGGAGUGCGGCGGCAGCUGCAAGGUGGUGGUCGCGGCGGACGGAGGGGCGGCCACGGCGACGGAGAGGUGCGGCAAGUGCAACGAGAACGGGCUCAUGAUGUGCCCCAUCUGCCACUGA